AUGCCGCCGGAGAAAUCGCCGCAGUCCCCAGUGGCUUGUGGACAAAGAGUACUAAUUUCGAACAAACUUGGGGAGAAGCUUGUUGGUUUAUUACAUGAAGCAUGUUCGAAGGAACUUGUGAUACUUUGUCAUGGAUUCAGAGCUACAAAGGACGACAGUAUCUUGGUCGACCUUGCCGCUGCACUAGCAAGUGUUGGAGUUAAUGCUUUUCGGUUUGAUUUUGCUGGAAAUGGGGAAAGUGAGGGUCUAUUCCAAUAUGGGAACUACCGAAAAGAGGCAGAUGACUUGCGCUCUGUAGUAUCUUAUUUCUCAGAACAGAAGUAUGACAUAAUUGCCCUUGUUGGGCAUAGCAAAGGAGGAAAUGCUGUGCUUUUAUAUGCUUCCAUGUACCAUGAUGUUACCGUCAUUGUGAAUAUUUCUGGCCGCUUUGCUUUAGAGCAAGGUAUGGAAGGGCGGCUGGGGAAGAAUUUCCUGCAGAGGAUAAAGAAAGAUGGAUACAUAGACGUCAGAAAUAAAAAAGGGAAGUUUGAGUACCGGGUGACAGAAGAAAGCCUGCGAGAUCGCCUGAGCACUGAUACCCUGCUUUCGAGCCGCUCCAUAAGCAAAGACUGCAGGGUUCUCACGGUUCAUGGCUCUGAAGAUGAAACGGUCCCAGCGAGAGACGCCCUGAUGUUUGCUGCGAACAUCCCAAACCAUGACUUGCAUAUAGUCGUGGGAGCCAACCAUCGGUACACAGGCCACGAGCAAGAGCUGACAUCACUCGUACUGGAUUUCAUCAAGCCCCGUCCUCGAAAAUCAUCAUCCUUACGUCCGAAAUUGUGA
This is a messenger RNA of Triticum turgidum subsp. durum (durum wheat), 822 nucleotides long. The record is from the annotation of a GenBank genome assembly. Lineage: Eukaryota; Viridiplantae; Streptophyta; Magnoliopsida; Poales; Poaceae.